GCUUGACUGUCAGUGGCGCAAGUGGCUUUAAUGUCAGUGCUGCACUUCCACGAUUCACAAUCUUUCAUUUUCCAUUUGUGCCAACACAACACUGAAACCCAUUAAGUUUAUCGAUCACUCAAAUAACCUUCGUCUCGUUUUGAAAAAUGUCUUCAAAAAAGAAAAGUUCCAAACAGCAAAAGCAUCAAGCCAAAGAAUCUAAAAAGGCCACUGGUGUUAAAAAACCGAUUAAAACUUUACUUUUGUUUUCUUUCAUCCUUUUAGGACUAGUUAUAUUCACUGAUGUGCAGAGACAUGGAAGUUGGAAAGAUUCAGUUCUGGCUAACCUUUUGAAAGACUAUCAUGUUUGUGAAUACAGCCAUCAAGUCCUCAAUAAGACAUCAGAAGGAAUAAGAUGGAUUAAUUCGGAAAUUGAUAAGCAAUUUCCAGGAUAUGAAAAAAAAUUGCACGAAACUUUAGAGCCUUAUUCAGAGCUAAUUUCUGAUUUUAGCAUUGUUUCAUACAAAGUGGUCUUGAAUGCUAAAGAUUCUGUUGUUGUAGUUUAUGGAAAUUUAGUGAAAAAGAUUGACGAUUAUGCACCAGGUUUGCUGGAUCAAACUGGAAAUGCAAUUAGAAAUGCAUUUGCUGAAUCAAUAAAUCUGUCUAGGAAAACUAUGAAAUAUUUUAGAGAAGAAGUUUUUGUUGGAAACUUGGCACCAGAACAUAUGGCUAAAGUUAUGGUCGAUCUUGUAAAUACUGCUCUACAAAAAGUGAAUGAGUUCUACGUUUGGGGAUACGAAAAAGUGAGGACAGUUAUAAAAUGAAGUAUGUUAUCUAGUCAUUUGUAUAUUACAAAUUGAAAUCUCUUGAUCUGACUUGAGAAUCUCUUAGCAACUUACGAAUAGCAUAACCUAAAACUUUUUCAUGGUGUUUCUUCGAAAUAAUUUUCAGACUUUCGGUUUUAUUAAUCUGAGAAAGUUUUGGGAUUGCAUUCAUAUGGUGCUGUGGAUUGGAAUACCAUAACAUUGACAAUGCAUUUAAUUUAUUUAUUCAAUUAUAUACAUUCCUUAUCGGUUUAUUGAAGGUUUUGGUAAUUGUGAGUUAUUUAAUUCAUUGAAUUGCUACUCUCUGAAUUAUAUGGAUUUUAUUUAUUAUAUAUACAUUCCUGUAAUAUUUUGUGUAGUUUGAAUAAAUAUCUAUUGAUUUCUCUCUC
Harmonia axyridis is the source of this 1192-nucleotide messenger RNA. RefSeq lists its product as uncharacterized. The transcript is spliced from 5 exons. The record is from RefSeq and is a predicted model, not a curated record. NCBI's taxonomy places the organism in Eukaryota, Metazoa, Arthropoda, Insecta, Coleoptera, Coccinellidae. Bases 147 to 803 code for a protein of 218 amino acids.